CUCAACGAAGUCACGCAUCACGAUUUGACUAUAUAGAAAACGAAAGAGAAUUAGGACAAUUUAGUCGAGUAGCUCGAUUCCGUCGAUGGUGUUAGCCUCAACAAGGGCGUGAAAGGUCGACUUUACCUCAGUGUUCAUAUGAGCACAUGAUACGAAUUGCCAGAUAAUCACAUUCAUUAUGACUCUCAACUUGAAUCCUUUUCGGAUAUUGGGGGAUACCGCCCAUAUCCUUUCCAAAUGUAUACUGAUAUGGGCCAUGUACCGAAAUCGAAGUGCUGAGGGUAUCUCGCUACUUACGCAGAUGCUCUAUGCUCUGAUUUUUGUGACUCGUUAUCUUGACUUGCUUUGGGGAAGUGGAUGGACGAAAGCAUAUCUUGUUUUCUUCAAGCUUUUCUAUAUAUUUUCGUCCUUCCUUACCAUCUUUUUGAUGAUGAAGGUCUUUUCUCGGACGAGGGAAAGGGAAAAGGCAUGGAGGCUAGCUAUCUGGUCAAUUGGUGGAUCGCUUGUGCUGGCUCCGAUCGUGGUUCCGAUUUUCGAUGGAGGAUACCCUAGUUAUUGGUUUACUGAGAUAUUAUGGGCUUUCUCCAUCAUACUGGAAUCUGUCUCUGUUCUCCCGCAACUUCUACUUCUGCGUCAGACUACCGUGCCUACUGUGAUCAAUUCCUUCUAUCUUGCUGCAUUGGGGUCCUACCGAGCUUUCUACAUUUUGAACUGGAUUGUUCGGUUCUUUACAGAGCACCAUUAUUUCGACGGAAUUUCGGUCAUUUUCGGCAUCAUCCAGACCGCCUUUUACGUCGAUUUCGCUUGGGUGUACUACUCGCGUCAGCGUGUAAAGCUCCGAAACGGUGGGGUUGUCGACUCGGAGGACUACAGUAACAGCUGGCUGGUGAACAAAGUUUUGAGCUUUAGGACGCGAAGGAAUGUAGACGAGGAACAACGUCUCCAUGAUGAAGACGCGGAAGACGAGAGGGGAGCCGAUGGCCAGUCGAGAAAUAACCGUUGGGGAGCUAGAGGGAUUUCCAUCUCUGCAGAUGACACUUUGGAGAAUCAGGGCCGCCCACCAAAGGCUGGUCAGGAGAAUGACGAAGGACUAGAAGGAAUCCUUGAAGAUGAAGAUGACGAAAGCUCAAGUGACACUGUGCACAGAUUCCCUGGUGACCAUCACUGAGCGUUUUAGGUUGUGUAUCACUUCUGGGCCUUGCCACACCUUGGGUGCGGAUCUGUCAUCAUUUCUAUUUUUUUACCCCUUGUCUCUUUUGUGUUCUCUGACGUCCCCGGAUCUUCCGGGUGAUCGUGCUUUGGAUUAGCAAUCUGUGAUGGAUAUGAGAUGUGAAACGAUGAAUAAAUGUCUAUAUUUGGAAUCAAAAACUGC
This is a messenger RNA of Aspergillus wentii DTO 134E9, 1372 nucleotides long. Its product is annotated as ER lumen protein-retaining receptor. Gene Ontology annotation, molecular function: ER lumen protein retrieval receptor activity. Lineage: Eukaryota; Fungi; Ascomycota; Eurotiomycetes; Eurotiales; Aspergillaceae. Gene Ontology annotation, cellular component: endoplasmic reticulum; membrane; cis-Golgi network. The record is from RefSeq and is a predicted model, not a curated record. The coding region runs from base 179 to 1168 and encodes 329 amino acids. The transcript has 3 exons. Gene Ontology annotation, biological process: endoplasmic reticulum to Golgi vesicle-mediated transport; protein retention in ER lumen.